Molecule: messenger RNA, 900 nt
Organism: Coccinella septempunctata (seven-spotted ladybird)
Lineage: Eukaryota; Metazoa; Arthropoda; Insecta; Coleoptera; Coccinellidae
Exons: 1
Coding region: 1-900 (299 amino acids)
Biological process (GO): DNA integration
Molecular function (GO): nucleic acid binding
Source: RefSeq, a predicted model, not a curated record
AUGGUACACGGCAAACCUCGACAUAGCCAAUCACAGGGCAGUGUUGAACGAGCCAAUCAGGAUAUUCAAAACAUUUUGAUGACGUGGAUGUCGGAUGAAAAAUCCUCAAAAUGGUCAGAAGGUCUCAAAUUCGUACAAUUACGAAAAAAUUCAGCCUACCACGACGGUAUCAAGAGAACACCGUAUAAAGCAAUGUUUGGAAGUGAAAUAAAAGUUGGUUUGAAGUCAUCGUCUCUGCCCGAAGAAGUGAUAGGCCAGUUAACAACGGAAGAAGACCUAGAAGAAGUUGUAGAUAACUUGGAUGAUAACGACUUGAAUGGGAAAAAGCAGACCUCUGAACAUCAUAAUCCAGACAAUACCUGCACGCUUUGUGAAGAACAUGGCAUUCUAAUUGAGGAAAAGACAUGUCCCCUCUGUACAAAAGAAGCAGAUAUUGAAUAUAAUCGUUCAGAAGCAAAAUUGAAUUUACAGUAUCAAGCCAUUAAAAUGAAGCAAGGUUCUGCUGCGAAGUUUCCAGAAUGUCAUAUAGGCGAUACUGUGAGAGUGAAAAUACCGGAAGUAGACCGUGGCCGAGGUGAUUUUAGGAAUAUUUUGUUGGCAGUCUUAGAAAAGAACGACGAUGGACCCUAUAAAUUGGGCAACGAAAACGGCACAAUCGAAGAGUUAUUUUCGCGAAAUCAGUUCACAGUUUGUGAACAAAAAUUUGUACAAUUAGAAAAAGUCUCGUCAUUGAAAUCGACUAUUCGACAGCUUGCUAAUGAGCAGUCAACAUCAGGUGGACAAGGAUACCAACGAUGUCACUGUAAAACAAAUUGUGGUACACGAAAAUGCCGCUGCCGAAAUAAUAAUAUUCUUUGUAAUUCGAAAUGCCAUUCUAGUUUGUCAUGUUCUAACAAAUAG